AUGCAAUACAAAAAGUCUCUAGCAACUGCUGCUUUAGCCACCACUGCCAUGGCCGCCUAUGCUCCAUCUGAGCCUUGGACUACUUUAACUCCAUCCGCUACUUAUUCUGGUGGGUUAACUGAUUAUGCUUCAACUUUCGGUAUCGCCGUUCAACCAAUUACAACUGGCAUCGCUUCUGCUGCUUCUUCCGUUGCUAAGAGAGCCGCUGCUGUCUCCCAAAUUGGUGACGGUCAAAUUCAAGCUACAACCAAGACCACUGCUGCCGCCGUUUCUCAAAUUGGUGACGGUCAAAUCCAAGCUACUACAAAGACUACUGCUGCCGCCGUUUCUCAAAUUGGUGACGGUCAAAUCCAAGCUACAACCAAGACUACCGCCGCUGCUGUUUCUCAAAUUGGUGACGGUCAAAUCCAAGCUACAACCAAGACUACCGCCGCUGCUGUUUCUCAAAUUGGUGACGGUCAAAUCCAAGCUACAACCAAGACUACCGCCGCUGCUGUUUCUCAAACUGGUGACGGUCAAAUCCAAGCUACUACAAAGACUACUGCUGCCGCCGUUUCUCAAAUCGCCGAUGGUCAAGCCCAAGCCGCUUCUACUACUAACUCAGUCCAUGGUGCGGCUGCCACUUCCGCCGCUGACCCAGUCGGUGCUGUCUCUUGUAAGACUGACGGUACUUUAGCUCUAACCAUCAAAAAAGGUGAAUUAACUGACUCCAAGGGUAGAAUCGGUUCUAUUGUAGCCAACAGACAAUUCCAAUUCGACGGUCCACCACCACAGGCUGGCGCUAUCUACGCCGCCGGUUGGUCUAUCACUCCAGAAGGUAACUUGGCUUUAGGUGACUCCGAUGUCUUCUACCAAUGUCUAUCCGGUAACUUCUACAAUUUAUACGACGAAUCCAUCGGUGCUCAAUGUUCUCCAGUUAAAUUACAAGCCAUUGAUUUGAUUGACUGUUAA
This is a messenger RNA of Tetrapisispora phaffii CBS 4417, 951 nucleotides long. RefSeq lists its product as uncharacterized. Gene Ontology annotation, cellular component: fungal-type cell wall. Gene Ontology annotation, molecular function: structural constituent of cell wall. The record is from RefSeq and is a predicted model, not a curated record. NCBI's taxonomy places the organism in Eukaryota, Fungi, Ascomycota, Saccharomycetes, Saccharomycetales, Saccharomycetaceae. Gene Ontology annotation, biological process: fungal-type cell wall organization. The transcript has a single exon. Bases 1 to 951 code for a protein of 316 amino acids.